This is a messenger RNA of Boeremia exigua, 1363 nucleotides long. Its product is annotated as acetoin dehydrogenase-like protein. NCBI's taxonomy places the organism in Eukaryota, Fungi, Ascomycota, Dothideomycetes, Pleosporales, Didymellaceae. Gene Ontology annotation, molecular function: oxidoreductase activity, acting on the CH-OH group of donors, NAD or NADP as acceptor. The transcript is spliced from 3 exons. Bases 330 to 1226 code for a protein of 298 amino acids. The record is from RefSeq and is a predicted model, not a curated record.
ACCAGCUUCAUCCGGUCUGGGACCAACAUCAUGAGAGCAUCGGCUGUGGGAUCCGCGGAACAAUGCCGCUCUGCUGCUGGAGUCGACACGAGCGUGUCAUCUCAUCCAAAACUCAACUCGCGUCCCGGGUUACCUUAUCCCGACAAGCCACUUGAGCUUCAAUGUACGCAGCCGACUUGGAGACGCGAGAGGGGUAGCUCUACGCUAUUGGCAUAGUUUCAUAAUGACCUGAUUCUGCUUUCUCUCUGCUCUCCCUACCUACUCGUCCAAGCCUAGGUUGUAGCUUCAAUCCGUUUCAAUUCCCUAGCAUAGCACAUUGUACACUUGACAUGUCUUUUCGUCUACCGGCAAAAACUGUCUGGCGAGCGCCAGUCAAGAUUACGACCUUGUCUCGGAGCUCAACCCUGGCGCCACGAUGGGUACGCAACUACGCUACACCGACAGCGGGGAGCAGGACGGCGAUUGUGACGGGAUCAUCGCGUGGAAUUGGCAAAGCCAUAGCUCUUCGUCUGGCAAACGACGGCUACGACGUGUGCAUCAACGAUAUUGCGGCGAACAAAGCUGGUUGCGAUGAAGUGGUCAAGGAAGUGGAGAGCAUUGGCCGGAAGGCCUUCGCAUUUACAGCGGAUGUGUCGAAUCUCAAAGAAGUGCAAGAGAUGGUGAAGGCAUCUGUUUCGGAACUAGGACCUCUGAACACUAUGAUUGCGAAUGCGGGCAUUGCGCAAGUGAAGGCUCUACUGGAUCUGACCGAGCAAGACUUCAAGAGGAUGUUCGAGGUUAACGUGAAUGGAGUAUUCAACUGCUACAAAGCUGGUGCUGAGCAAAUGAUCUCGCAAGGCUCCGGCGGCAAGCUCCUUGGAGCAGCAUCUAUUGUCGCAUUCAAGCCUUUCGCCCUGCUUUCCCACUACAGCGCCUCCAAAUGGGCUGUUCGAGGUAUGACGCAAGCCUUCGCUAUGGAAAUGGCCGAACACAAGAUCACCGUCAACGCCUAUGCACCUGGCAUUGUCGGUACAGCGAUGUGGGACCUUAUCGACGAGAAGCUGGGAGAAAAGACAGGAGCAAAGAAGGGCGACACCAUCAAGAAAUACACAAACGAGCUGAUUGCGCUCGGCAGAACUAGUGUGCCCGAGGACGUGUCAAGCACGGUAAGCUUCUUGUCAAGCAGAGACAGCGACUACAUGACGGGUCAGACCAUCGUCAUUGAUGGUGGAAUCAUUUUUACAUGAGUUUAGGUGCAGAGCAAUGAUAAUGUGUGUUGGUGAGCACAGCCAGCAGCCUCCGCGCGAGAUUGCAUCACAGAAAAGCCUUGAACACUACAAACCCUUCCACCAACGCUUCUGAGCCACCCGCCAGUUCAGCGAAA